This is a messenger RNA of Paraglomus occultum, 1221 nucleotides long. The record is from the annotation of a GenBank genome assembly. Lineage: Eukaryota; Fungi; Glomeromycota; Glomeromycetes; Paraglomerales; Paraglomeraceae.
AUGGCCUCAACCGAUUGUAACAACGAAAAUGAUGCGCUGGAAGAUGAUCCAUUGACAGAGGAUUUGUUGCCUACUUCGAAUAUAACAUUUGAUAAAGACAAGCAUGUCAUGUAUUUUAAACGAUGUAUGGCUUAUCUUCCUGAGCCAUACACAAAUAACGAUACGAAUAGAAUGACACUUGCCUUCUUCGGUCUUGGCGGAUUAGACCUCUUAAAUAUGAUAGAGACAAUCUACUCAGCAGAACAAAGAGAACAGUGGAUCGACUGGAUAUAUGCGCAACAGAUUCUUCCAGAUAAGGACAAUCCAGGUAAACUCUUGAACACUUUGUUGAGAUCGAAUGUUCCCCGACUAAAAUUCCAAUCUCUUCGACCCUGGUUAGAAUUAAAUCGACAUAUUUGUGGAUUUCGCGGUUCACCGUUCUCAGGGUUACCUUACAGUCGGGAAGGAUGUCGUGAAUCGAGAUUUCCAUUUGACGCAGCUCAUCUAGCAAUGACGUAUACGGCUCUAUGUAGUCUUCUCAUUCUCGGAGAUGAUUUUUCUAGAAUAGAUCGGGGCGCCAUCAUAAAUGGGCUAACUUAUCUACAAAAGGACGAUGGAAGCUUUACUCAGACUUAUCAUGGAAUGGAAUCGGAUAUGAGGUUCUUGUAUUGCGCUUGUGCUAUAUCCUAUAUGCUGAAAGAUUUCAGUGGUAUCAAUAUUGAAAAGUGCGUAGACUACAUAAGGCGGAGCCAGGGAUAUGACUAUGGUAUAGGACAAAAGCCAGGAUUAGAGUCUCAUGGAGGUUCUACGUAUUGCGCAAUAAGUGCGUUGAGUCUGUUGAAUAAGAUAGAUGAAGGACUCAUAUCAAAGGACAGGACAAUAUUUUGGCUGUUGUCACGUCAAGUGUCUGGAUUUCAAGGACGUGCAAACAAACCAGAAGACACAUGUUACUCUUUCUGGAUUGGUGCUUCAUUGAAGCCGUCUUUUGAUUUAAAGAUUUUGGGUGCAUUUGAUUAUAUUGAUAAAGAGGCCAAUCGUCUCUUUCUCUCCACUACCCAGGGUCGUCAGGGGGGUUUCUCAAAAUGGCCCGAUCUGAUACCCGACAUAAUGCAUGCAUACAUGGGAAUUGCAGGCUUGUCGCUAAUGGAUGAGCCGGGAAUGUCUACGCUAGAUUGUGCGCUGAAUAUUUCAAGGAAAGCCCGACAGAAUCUGGAAAAUAGCGUAUUUUGGCAAGGAGAUUAA